Gamsiella multidivaricata is the source of this 1015-nucleotide messenger RNA. Its product is annotated as nucleophile aminohydrolase. The record is from RefSeq and is a predicted model, not a curated record. The transcript is spliced from 6 exons. NCBI's taxonomy places the organism in Eukaryota, Fungi, Mortierellomycota, Mortierellomycetes, Mortierellales, Mortierellaceae. Gene Ontology annotation, biological process: ubiquitin-dependent protein catabolic process. Gene Ontology annotation, cellular component: nucleus; proteasome core complex; proteasome core complex, alpha-subunit complex. Bases 129 to 881 code for a protein of 250 amino acids.
UGGAAUUCGGCUUACGACUACACCAGGUCUCGAAGCAUACAUCUCGCUCCCAUCCUCUCCAUCCUCUCUCCAGCUCAGCUUCACUCACAUAAAAACAUUCAAUUACAGUAAAAACAAGAAAGAUAACUAUGGCUGGCUCUUAUGAUCGCGCUUUGACCGUCUUCUCGCCCGAUGGUCACCUCUUCCAAGUCGACUACGCUGUCGAGGCUGUCCGCAAGGGAAGCUGCGUCGUCGGUGUCCGUGGCUCUGACGUUGUGGUUUUGGGCGUCGAGAAAAAGUCGGCCAUGAAGCUCCAGGAUGAACGCACAGUAAAGAAGAUCUGCAUGCUGGAUGACCACGUUUGUCUUGCCUUUGCUGGUCUUUCGGCGGAUGCUCGCGUAUUAAUCAACAAGGCAAGGAUAGAAUGUCAGAGCCACAGACUUACAGUGGAGGAUGCAGUCUCGAUCGAAUAUAUUACGCGCUAUAUUGCAGGGGUACAGCAGAAAUACACGCAGAGCGGAGGAGUCCGUCCGUUUGGAAUCUCGACAUUGAUCAUGGGCUUUGAUUCAGACAAGGUGCCCAAGCUGUACCAGACGGACCCCUCGGGUGUUUACUCUGCAUGGAAGGCCAAUGCUAUCGGUCGAUCUUCAAAAACUGUUCGCGAGUUUCUGGAGAAGAACUAUAAGGAGGACAUGAACAGAACCGAAGCAAUUAAACUUGCUAUCAGAUCAUUGCUUGAGGUUGUUCAAACUGGAGCGAAGAACAUUGAGAUUGCCAUCAUGGGAACGGACAGCGUUAUCCAGCGUCUGGAGCUGGCGGAGAUCGAGACAGUUGUAGCAGAGAUUGAGGCCGAGAACGAGAAGGAGAAGGAGAAGAACAAGCCCACGUCAUCUCAGCAGUAGAGUUGGAUUAAGAUAUCCUGGAUGCGCUUCCCCUCUAUGUUGUAACAGGAACAUGUAACACAAUAAGGAUGCUCUUUAUGCACCAUUAAACAGCGAGCAAUAAAAAAACGAAUCAUACGGCUACAGCAAUGGGA